Messenger RNA from Humulus lupulus (European hop), 897 nucleotides. RefSeq lists its product as uncharacterized. Lineage: Eukaryota; Viridiplantae; Streptophyta; Magnoliopsida; Rosales; Cannabaceae. The transcript is spliced from 3 exons. The coding region runs from base 122 to 697 and encodes 191 amino acids. The record is from RefSeq and is a predicted model, not a curated record.
AAAGUUUCUCACUCUCACUCUUUCACACUCUUUGCACUGCUUUCUCCCAUCACAGCACUUUUUUCAGUCUCAGCGCUCUCUCAUACCCAUUUCUUCAUUAGGGCAAAAGAAGAAGUAAGCAAUGAAAGAAGGAAGGGGUUCCACUCUGGUUCAUCUUCUGGUAGUAGUUCUGAGCUUGGUGGCCUUUGGUUUCGCCAUUGCCGCCGAGAGACGGCGAAGCGUCGGCCACAUAUUUAAUGAUGAACGUACAAAUACAACCUAUUGUGUGUAUAACUCGGAUGUUGCUACUGGUUAUGGAGUUGGGGGUUUUUUGUUUCUUCUUUCAAGUGAAUCUCUGCUUAUGGGAGUGACUAAGUGCAUGUGUUUUGGGAGACCCUUAGCUCCUGGUAGUAAUCGAGCUUGGUCCAUCAUAUAUUUUGUCUCAUCAUGGGCGACUUUUCUCGUAGCAGAGGCAUGUCUGAUUGCAGGUGCAAAGACGAAUGCAUAUCAUACGAAGUACCGGGAGAUGAUUUAUGCUCAGAACUUCUCUUGUGAAUCUUUGCGGAAAGGUGUGUUUGUUGCUGGUGCAGUAUUUGUGGUAGCAACCAUGAUUCUAAACGUGUAUUACUACAUGUACUUCACCAAGGCAACUACUAACCAAGCAGCUCAUAAAACAAAUCAUUCAAGCUCUACUGUUGGGAUGGCUGGGUAUGCUUAGAAUAAAACUAAUAAAUAGAUAAGUUCCAAGUUUUGCCCUUUGAUUUUAUGUGUGUUUGGAAUGCCUUUCUGAUGUUUAUGACUUAAACUUUAGUAUGCAUUCCGUUUAUGUAGUUAUAUAUACGUGCUAUUGAUGACUGCUUUGAUUAGGCUACAUGCAAAAUCAUAUUCAAUUAUAGGAGUGACGUUGUAUUAAUAUUA